Molecule: messenger RNA, 1612 nt
Organism: Vicugna pacos (alpaca)
Lineage: Eukaryota; Metazoa; Chordata; Mammalia; Artiodactyla; Camelidae
Gene: TMEM176B
Product: transmembrane protein 176B
Biological process (GO): negative regulation of dendritic cell differentiation
Cellular component (GO): membrane
Source: RefSeq, a predicted model, not a curated record
CCAGCCUGGAGGAGCCCUAUGAGCGUGUUCUCUCCCUAUCCCGCCCAGCAAGGGCUUUCUGAACUCCGUGCUGCGAGUGUGUGCUGUCUGAGUGGGUAUGAGUGUGCCAGUGUGUAUGUGUGUAGGGGGGUGCUGUCUUCUCCAGCCAGCCUCAUUAUCUACCCAAGACGGAAUCCCCCUAGAGGGGCCCCCUUGGCCCAGCUAUUUUCUGGGAAGUCAAGAUGCUGAAGGUCAGGGCCUCAUCCCUCCACCGCUUCCUUCGGCUCCCCACCACUGGCAGGUUCCUCAGCUCUGGGGCAGCUCCUCCCAGCUCUGCUCUGCUCAGCACUGGUGACGGCAGUUCCCAGACUCCACCUCCGUACAUCUCCCUAGCAGGCAGGAUGACCCAAAACAUGCUGACUGUGAAUGGGGUCGAUGUGGCCUCCACGCUGUCCCAGCCCACCCACAUCGACAUCCACAUCCACCAGGAAUCCGCUUUGGCACAACUGCUAAAAGCUGGGAAUUCCCUGAAGGAGCGCCUUUCUCACCGCCCUUCCAAGGCCAGGAUAAGCCAUGGCCAGCUGGCACUAGGGGUGGCCCAGGUGCUGCUAGGGGCUGUGAGCUGUGCUCUCGGAGCCCUUCUCUACUUGGGGCCCUGGACUGAGCUGCGUGCCUCAGGCUGUGCCUUCUGGGCAGGGUCUGUGGCCAUAGCAGCAGGAGCUGGGGCCAUUGCUCAUGAGAAGCACCGGGGCAAACUUUCAGGCUGCGUAUCAGGCCUGCUCAUCCUGGCUGGCAUUGCCACGGCCACGGCUGCUGUUGUCCUCUGUGUGAAUAGCUUAAUCUGGCAACCUGAUGGCUUCUUCGACAUCAGCUCCGUGUGUCAUUCUUUAGUCCCUGUCACCACCACCGCUGCGUACCGUCAGAGGAGGCGAGGCAGUUCCUAUACACUGUGGGAGGAGGAUCGCUGCAGAAACUACAUGCAAAUGCUGAUGAACUUCUUCCUGGGAAUCCGCGCUCUGCUCCUGGCCAUCUGUGUCCUGCAGGUCAUUGUAUCCUUGGCUUCCUUGGUCAUAGGUCUUCGAAGCUUGUGUGGCCAGAGCUCCCGGGCCCUGGAUGAGGAAGGGUCAGAGAGGAAGCUACUAGGGGAGAACUCAGUGCCUCGCUCCCCCUCCAAGGAGAAGCCCACAGCUACCAUUGUCCUGUGAGCAGCCCAAGACCUUGCCUGGACCCUGCACGUCCUUCCAGAGCAGCCCAGGGCCUGUGCAGAGGGGCACAUGCUCCCCAGGGCCCCUCCCUGCCCUGUCCCUCACACUUGCUUCCUUUGGCCCCGCCUCCUCUCCCCCUCACCCACUCUCCUACUCGUGUCCUCAAUUCAAUGGACAGGUAUUGUCAUGUUUUCCUCAAUGCUGAUUAAAGAGAAUCGACUACAAACAAAAAUUUUGUGCAGGAAGGAUGUGGUCUCCCUUUGUUGAUAUGCGUGGUGUGUUGAUACACAAGGAAUUAAACAAAAGUUAUUUAUCUUAUGGCCACAAGGUUCCAAUAAGACUCAAUUUAAUUAUGUUCUGCUCUAUAUCCCAAGUGCAAAAACUCCUUGUUAGGAUUUCUUUCUGUUCAAUGUAAAGUGAAAAUAACC